UGAAGUCAUGUAACCCGCUCUACAGGUUUUUUUUAGAUAUUUUACCGCAGUGUUUACAGCGGCAUUCCUUUGAAUAUUGCUGUCAAGCUAUAAUUCAUUUAUAAUUUAUUUAUAAUUUUAUCCUCGUUCGUGUCGUGUACUUGCAGACACCUUUUACCAUCAUGUGUGCGCGUUAACCAUUAUAGGUUCAAUAACUUUCUAAUACGCUAUAGCAUUUUAUUUUUGAUCCGCCGAUUAGUGAGUUUACGUUCUUGUUGCCAGAGUUCAGUCGUAAAAGUCUACGCCGAAGAGUCAGAGUUAUAAGUUGUUUUUUUUCGAGUAUCAAGAACCAAAAAGUAAGCUUCGGUUAAACAAUGGAUUUAGACGAGAUCCUAAAUGACUUUGGGUUGGGUACUUAUCAAGUGACCGUAUGUACCAUAAUCGGACUUGUUCUCAUGUACUCAAACAUAUCACCACUUAGCUACGCCAUUACAGCUAGUGAUCUUAAAUACAGGUGCGAAAUUCCGCAGUGUGACACCGACAAUCCAUCGUACAAUCAGGACUGGUUAAACCUGGCGAUACCUGUUAAUAACAGGACCAAUGAGCCUUACAAAUGUCUAAAGUACCACUAUAUACCACAGAAUACCAACAAGACGAACAUAUCUGCCAACAGUACAUGUAUGCAAGGAGCGUUCAAUGUGAAUCGCAAAGAAAAAUGCAACAAAUGGGUGUUUGAUGAAAUGGAAAGGACAAUAGUGAACGAUUUUGGUAUUAUGUGCGAGGAAAACAAAUGGAAACUCAGCAUGGUGGGAACCGUCAAUAGCGUUGGUCAAUUCGUCGGCAUUCCUUUAUCAGGAUAUAUUUCAGACAAAUAUGGACGCAAGUAUAUCUUUAUAACAGGGACAGUUUUAUCGGCCAUUUUUGGCACUAUCAAAUCCUUCGCUGCCAAUUACUAUUCAUUCCUCGUUUUCGAAUAUUUGGAUUCCAUGGCUUCCAGUGGAGUGUAUGCAGCUACGUUUGUAUUAGCUAUAGAAUUUGUCAGUCCAAAGUCGCGGGUUCUCGUCAGUACCGUUGUGGGCUGUUUUUAUCCUAUGGGUGCAGUUAUCAUGGGCUUCACGGCCUACGUGAUUCUUGAUUGGCGUAUAAUCGUUAGGAUACUCUACUUACCUGGAUUACUUGUAUUAGGAGCUGCUUGGUACGUGCCUGAGUCUUUACGAUGGCUUCAAACAGAAAACCGAGUUGCAGAAGUGGCGAAAGUUCUAUCCAAAGUCGCUGAAUCCAAUGGAAAAACAAUACCGGACUGCGUCAAAGAUGCACUGGUCGUCAAUAUUAAAGCUAAUGGCAAUGUAACUGACACAACCAAUAAAAACCAAAUGACUUGUAGAAAAUUAAUGAGAGAAAUAUUUGAUUCAAAAGAGCUUUUGCUGCGUAUAAUAAAUUGCUCGUUUUGUUGGUUUACGAUUACAUUAGUUUAUUACGGCCUUUCGUUAACUUCUGUGGAGUUCUCCGGUAACAAGUAUUUUAACUUUAUGCUUGUAAAUGCUGUGGAAUUACCGGCUAGUUUAACAUUGUGGUACGUCAUGGAAAAUUUUUCGAGACGAAAGACUCAAGCGUAUUCGUUCUUCUUCAGCGGAAUUGGAUGUAUUAUGGUCAAUUUAAUAUCUGAGAAUUAUACGUGGAUGAAACUAUUUUUGUUCUUGAGCAGCAAGUUCGCAAUCACCAUGUCGUUUAACGCCAUGUACGUGUACACCGCAGAAAUGUUCCCCACCGAACUGCGUAUGACACUUUUCGGUAUAACUAGCAUGUUUGGUCGAAUGGGUGUGAUGUUUGCUCCACAGAUGACGUUGUUGAGUGCCUAUUUCGGACAAUACGUGCCAAUCUUAUUGUUCGGAAUCUUAUCAAUUACGGCUGGAGCGUUGUCUUUCUUUUUCCCGGAGACAAAAGAUAGAAAAUUGCCCGAUACAGUAAAACAAGCUGAAUUUGAAGUAGAGAUCUAAGUGAAUUAAUAAUAAUUCAUAUAUGCAGUAAUAAUUAGUAGUAGUUUAAAAAUAAAUAUUUUCAUUUUAAUAAAUUAAAACAAAUAUUUCAUAAAUUCAAUGAAAAUACAUAAUGAUAAUAUCAGUU
Molecule: messenger RNA, 2103 nt
Organism: Aphis gossypii (cotton aphid)
Lineage: Eukaryota; Metazoa; Arthropoda; Insecta; Hemiptera; Aphididae
Product: solute carrier family 22 member 21-like
Exons: 11
Coding region: 354-1976 (540 amino acids)
Biological process (GO): transmembrane transport
Cellular component (GO): membrane
Molecular function (GO): transmembrane transporter activity
Source: RefSeq, a predicted model, not a curated record